GCCACAUCUCGUCAGUGGGUGGUUGACUGUAUCAGCUGCCUUCUCUGUAUACAAGGCCAGCCCAUGAACCUGGGGUCAGCGGAGGAGGAGCUCAGAUGUCUCCGUGAAGAACUAACAGCAGCUCCGGACCCCGAGGCUCUGUUUCAGGCAUCUUCCAAAAUGGCCAGGGUUGUUAGUGAGUACUUUUCCCCAGAACAGGCCACAGACUUUAUUGCGGCCACAGUGGAAGGUAUGCUGUCUGCCAGCCCCACCUGUGCCACGGCAGCUGGACUGUGGAUGAAGGUUAUACUGAAGGAGUGUGGAGAUGCCAUGCUCGAUAAGGUGCCAGCUAUUCUGGAUAUAAUAUAUAGCCACAUGGCUACUAUCCAGGAGGGCAACAUGUGCCAUCUUUGA
Messenger RNA from Mauremys reevesii (Reeves's turtle), 393 nucleotides. Its product is annotated as maestro heat-like repeat-containing protein family member 2B. The transcript is spliced from 5 exons. The record is from RefSeq and is a predicted model, not a curated record. Gene Ontology annotation, cellular component: cytoplasm. Bases 64 to 393 code for a protein of 109 amino acids. NCBI's taxonomy places the organism in Eukaryota, Metazoa, Chordata, Testudines, Geoemydidae.